Molecule: messenger RNA, 1327 nt
Organism: Anthonomus grandis grandis
Lineage: Eukaryota; Metazoa; Arthropoda; Insecta; Coleoptera; Curculionidae
Product: c-Myc-binding protein homolog
Exons: 4
Coding region: 339-737 (132 amino acids)
Biological process (GO): regulation of DNA-templated transcription
Cellular component (GO): nucleus
Molecular function (GO): transcription coactivator activity
Source: RefSeq, a predicted model, not a curated record
CUGGAAGUUGGAACCUGCGUUCGGUUAUGGUCGGCUUCACAUCGUUUUUACGAGUGCUCUCCCAGCCUACUGGAAUAAAGAAAUCAGCUGAUUUCUCUCACUAAGUCUGAUUCAACUUGCUUUGGAGUUUUUUAUCCAAAAUUGCAAAUUUUUGUAAUUUCUCUCUGCCACACACUCAAACUUAAAUAACAACGAGGUCCAAGCAAUCUUUUAACCUCGAAAUUUCAUUUACUCUGUUCAACAUUGACUUGCCACAGAGAGAAUUAUCCACAAAAAAUUCCCUGCAUUAAGCUCUAGUCCUACUUUCUGGAUACCUGUCAGCACUGUUUUAGUACAACAUGACUACCGUAAAUCCGUCUUAUGAGCCCUCCAUAGUAAAGAGAGAGGAAUUCAGGAAAUAUUUGGAGAAGAGCGGAGUCAUGGAUGCCUUAACAAAAGUCCUGGUAAAUCUUUAUGAAGAAGCGCACAAGCCGGACGAUGCAGUAGAAUACAUCAUAGAUAAAUUGGCCUUAAUGGCAGGUUUACAGACCAACAAACAACUACAUCUCAAAUUGACGAAAGCAGAGGAAAGAAUAAAGGAGCUGGAGUCUCAUGUUGAGAAUGCUGUUACUGAAAAAAAAGAACCUGAAAACAAUACAGAAAGCUGCACCCUGGAACAACCAAUCAGUGAAGUUCAGAUUAAAACUGAAGAAGAGGUGGCACCACCACCAAAAGAGGAAAAAUCAGAAGAGUCCUAAGGUAUUCCCGCACCUACAGCAAUAUGUUUUAAUUGUAAUUAAAUUCACUUUUAAACCAUGGUUGCAUGGUUUCUUUCCGUCAGGCUGUUCUUAGUGAAAUAAUUCAGUUUAAUUUGCACUAAAAUAUUUUUUUAUAUUAAUAAAAGGCAAUGCUUGAUUGAUGGUUCUUAGCAUACUGGGUAGAAUUAUAAAAUCCAAGCCCACCCGCCCACUUGCCUUUGUACUUAAAUUAGGAAAUUAGUAAGUAACACAGAUUUGUGCAUAAAACUAAUGUUUUGUAAUUAUUAUAUUCCUAAGAUUUCAAUUGUUAUAAUAAUAAGAUUAAACUAUUGCUUAUAAAACUAAUAAUGCCCUCCAUAUUAAGUGUAUUAGCUGCUUUGCAGUGCAUAAUUAAUUAAGAAAGAAUAUUGCGUAUUAUGUUUAUUUUAAUUUUGGUAACUUUAUCCUCAUGAUGUAUUAUUCAAAUUUAUGGUGCAAUAAUUUAGGUAGAAUACUUUUUUAAGUUUUUUUUUUGUCACAUUAUGUGUAGAAGUAUCAAUGUUAUUUCAACAUUUUGUUAUUAUUUUAUUAUACUUUAUUAUAAGAUAUAA